This is a messenger RNA of Sceloporus undulatus (fence lizard), 2278 nucleotides long. RefSeq names its product calbindin 1 (gene CALB1). Gene Ontology annotation, cellular component: dendrite; dendritic spine; cytosol. Bases 146 to 934 code for a protein of 262 amino acids. The transcript has 11 exons. Gene Ontology annotation, molecular function: calcium ion binding. Lineage: Eukaryota; Metazoa; Chordata; Lepidosauria; Squamata; Phrynosomatidae. The record is from RefSeq and is a predicted model, not a curated record. Gene Ontology annotation, biological process: regulation of presynaptic cytosolic calcium ion concentration; regulation of long-term synaptic potentiation.
GCGAUCCGGAUAAAGGCGAGCGCACAGAGCAGCAGCGGCGGUGGCCACCGAGGAAGAGCGAGCGCUUGCCUUCAGCACUUCGGACAGCGACCCCUCUGCCUGCGCUUCCUCCGCCUCGCCUUUCCUCGCUCUCCAGGCGAUCGCCAUGGCUGCGGAGUCCUACCUCCAAGGGACCGAGAUCUCAGCCGCUCAGUUUUUCGAGAUCUGGCGUCAUUACGACUCAGACGGCAAUGGGUACAUGGAUGGGAAGGAACUGCAGAAUUUUAUCCAGGAGUUGCAGCAAGCACGCAAGAAAGCAGGAUUGGAUCUAACUCCAGAAAUGAAAACAUUUGUGGGGCAGUUUUCAAAGAGUUCUGAUGGCAAAAUAGGAAUAGUAGAGCUUGCUCAGAUAUUACCAACAGAAGAGAACUUCCUCUUAUUCUUUAGGUGCCAGCAGCUGAAAUCAAGUGAAGACUUCAUGCAGACAUGGCGAAAAUAUGAUAGUGACCACAGUGGCUUUAUUGAUGCUGAAGAACUCAAGAGCUUUUUGAAAGACUUACUACAGAAAGCAAACAAGCAGAUUGAGGAUUCAAAGCUGUCAGAAUAUACAGACAUCAUGCUUAAGAUGUUUGAUGAAAACAACGAUGGAAAACUGGAACUAACUGAAAUGGCCAGAUUGCUCCCGGUACAGGAGAAUUUUCUCAUUAAAUUUCAGGGUGUCAAAAUGUGUGCAAAAGAGUUUAAUAAAGCAUUUGAUACAUUUGAUUCAGAUGGAAAUGGCUACAUAGAUGAAAAUGAAUUAGAUGCUUUACUGAAAGAUCUCUGUGAAAAGAACAAAACGGUAUUAGACAUGAACAACCUUGAAACAUACAAGAAGAACAUUAUGGCCUUGUCUGAUGCGGGAAAGCUUUACCGAACAGAACUUGCUCUUAUUCUUUGUGCUGGGGAAAACUAGAGCUCUUUGAUCACUUCCACUUAACUAGUGACGUAAUAUAUCUUUAAAAAAAAAUAACUGUGCACUAUAAGGGAGUAGGCUUUACUUUCUUUUAUACCUUGUAAAUUUAAAACUGCAUAUAGAUAAUUAGCCAGUAUACAUGGCACAUUCUUUUCAGCUUGUUUCUAUACUGUUUGUAAUGUACAGUUUUUGUAACUAUAAGAUUGAUAAAGAGAAUGUCUCUGUUUGGGCCAGUCUGUUGAUUCAUUUACAAACAAAAUUACACCCUAAUAUGCUCAUUGUUUCCAUAGCAUAUGUUUGGGGCUUGUUCUAUCCUUUGACACUUGCUGUUGCAGCAAUAAUGAUCUCUAUGAAUUAAAUGCUCCUUCUGACCACAAUGGAGAGAAUAAUAGGUCUGGAAUCAAUUACUUAUUUUUUUCUGAUUGUAACAGAGCUUGACAGAGAGCAAGUUGUUGUAAGGAUCAUUCACAGCAGUUUGCUUUUCUUUUGCAUAAGAAAAGGAUGGCCAAGCUAUGGCCUACACUCCAAACUGUAGUGCUGUCUGCUGGUCCAGUCAAUGAACUACAGGAAAAUCAACCCCAAAACAUAGAGAAGGUGCAUAGGUAUUAUUAGGAGCACUGGGGUGGCACAUAUUGAUUGUUACUCGACCUGCAACGUGCUUGUCAAAAAGCCUGGUUUUCCCAUAUUAAACUAUUUGAAACUCAUAAAUUUUCUAUAAAUAAAGUCUGUUACUUGUAAACCGUGCUAAGCACAGAGCUUGGGAAAGCUUCUUCUUUGGAUUCCCAGAAGCUGCCAACCAGCAUUUUGGGAGUUGGAGUCAAAAAGAUAACUUUCCUCAGCUCAUGCUAGAUGUAUGGUUUCAACUAAAGGGGAGAGGUAUAGGUUUCUGGCAUGCAAGCAUUGACAGCAGAGAAUUUAGCAGUGCUAUAGUUUAGCAGUGUUAAUUCCCACCAGAUUAUUAAUUUCACAGCUAUCCACUUUCCCUUAAUUCACACAGCAAAGUCAAAGGUCCCUCAGGAUACGGAGGCACCAAACUUUAUGAGAAAUCUUUAAGCUGCCUUGGUAGCCCAGCAGGCACAACUGUGUCUUUUACUGGAUAAACUGCAGUUGGUAAACAAAGGGUACAAUAAAAUAAAAACAGGCAUAAUUACUGAAACACAAAUGGACCUCAUACUGUACUUUACCUUUUGCUUUAAGGAAUGCUGCUGUGUCAGAGAAUAUGACAAUCCAUUUUCUAAAACUAUUUCCACACUUGGCAGAUUAUGACUCUCGCAAACUGCUGUUUUUACAUCAUUCUGUGUAAUCUAUAAUUAAAUUUAAUAUACGAAGACUUCUGGUGUCUAG